Molecule: messenger RNA, 1077 nt
Organism: Oldenlandia corymbosa var. corymbosa
Lineage: Eukaryota; Viridiplantae; Streptophyta; Magnoliopsida; Gentianales; Rubiaceae
Source: the annotation of a GenBank genome assembly
AGCUCUGCAUGUGAAUUGAUGCUUACUCUUUAAAUGUAUUCUGAUCAGAAAUUCAUCUUUCUCUAUAUAAGUCAAUCACACUCUUCUCACAAUAGAAAAAAAAGGGAUUACUAAUAUUGAUCCAAUCUACAAAGAGACAAAAGAAAUGGCAAAAUUCAGUCUCUGUUUUCUUCUCCUCCUCCUUACAAUCAUUUCAACAGCAGCUGCAAGAUCAAUCUCGCCUCCGCCACCGCCUCCGCCGCUGCCACCCCAUCAUCAACAUCAUCAUCCACAUCACAGAAGAUCCUCAUCCGGGUCUUCUUCUUUCAUAGAAGAACAAUGCAAGGGAACCCAUUAUUACAAACUCUGUGUUGAGUCUCUGUCUUACUUCCAAUUCGCAAACCCUUCAUCAACAACCCACACACCCGAAGAACUAGCCCGAUUGGCUUUACGGGUCAGCUUAGUCCGGGCAAGAUUAACCAGCAGAUACAUCUCAAACGUUGCCAGAGAUCUGAAGAUCAAGAAAACCAGAGACUAUCCAGCUGUCAGAGACUGCUUGGAACAGAUCAACGAUGGAGUGAAUCAGCUCACGAAUUCAGUCAAAGAAUUAGGCAAAAUGACGCUUGACAGGGAAAAUGGCUUCCCCUGGCAUGAGAGUAACAUCAACAGCUGGCUCAGUACUGCUCAAACGGAUGCGUUGACUUGUAUGGACGGGUUUUCGGGUCACGCCAUGGGAGGAAAGCUGAAAGCCACCAUCAGAAGUAAAGUGUUGAAUUUGGCACAGCUUACGAGUAAUGCUUUGGCUUUCUUCAACCGAUACGCCAAGAGACAUCGAGCUUCCAGACCUUAAGAAGAUGAUGAUGAUGGAUUUGAUUUGAUCGGUGGCGUUUUCUUUCUGGAUCUCUCUGUGUUUAUGUUGUUGAUGAUUGAAGUAAUGCAUGGGAUUAUGGAAAAGUCAACUGUUUUCAUAGUACUGUGUGUUAAACUAACACAUUAUGUAAUGUUGUUGUCAGGUCAAAAAGAAAAAAGAAAGUUCUGUGAAUACAAAAUUUUGGAUUAAUCUUUCCCCUGUACAAUAAGUUGAAAUUACACAUGAGA